Molecule: messenger RNA, 2977 nt
Organism: Rhea pennata
Lineage: Eukaryota; Metazoa; Chordata; Aves; Rheiformes; Rheidae
Gene: SELENOI
Product: selenoprotein I
Exons: 10
Biological process (GO): phosphatidylethanolamine biosynthetic process
Cellular component (GO): Golgi apparatus; endoplasmic reticulum membrane
Molecular function (GO): ethanolaminephosphotransferase activity
Source: RefSeq, a predicted model, not a curated record
GCGGCGGGGGCCGGGGCCGCCCUGGGCGCCAUGGAGUACGUGAGCGCCGAGCAGCUGGCCGGCUUCAGCAAGUACAAGUACAGUGCCGUGGACAGCAACCCCCUGUCUCUCUACGUCAUGCAUCCGUUCUGGAACACGAUAGUGAAGAUCUUCCCUACAUGGCUGGCCCCAAAUCUGAUAACGUUCUCUGGCUUCCUGCUGCUUGUCUUCAACUUCUUCCUCAUGGCAUACUUCGACCCUGACUUUUAUGCUUCUGCUCCUGAUCACCAGCACGUUCCAAGUGGAGUGUGGGUCGUUGUGGGUCUCCUCAACUUCAUUGCCUAUACAUUAGAUGGUGUUGAUGGGAAACAAGCUCGCCGGACCAACUCUAGCACACCACUAGGAGAGCUCUUUGAUCAUGGUCUGGACAGCUGGGCAUGCGUGUACUUUGUUGUGACAGUCUACUCCACCUUUGGACGGGGCUCCACAGGCGUCAGUGUCUUCGUUCUGUACCUCCUAUUAUGGGUGGUCUUGUUUUCAUUCAUCCUCUCCCACUGGGAGAAAUAUAACACAGGGAUUCUCUUCCUGCCCUGGGGAUAUGACAUCAGCCAGGUGACCAUUUCGAUUGUCUACAUAGUGACAGCCAUUGUGGGAGUUGAGGCCUGGUAUGCACCUUUCCUGUUUAAUUUCUUAUAUAGAGACCUAUUCACUUCAAUGAUUAUUGCUUGCGCACUCACUGUGACGCUACCAAUGAGUCUGUAUAACUUCUACAAGGCCUAUAAGAAUAACACCUUGAAGCACCACUCUGUCUAUGAAAUUACACUACCACUGGUAUCCCCAGUGUUGCUCUUCAUGCUCUGCACCACUUGGAUCUUUGUGUCACCAACAGACAUCCUGGAGGUCCAUCCCAGGCUCUUCUAUUUCAUGGUUGGAACAGCCUUUGCUAACAUCUCUUGCCAGCUGAUCGUCUGUCAGAUGAGCAGCACACGCUGCCAGCCUUUGAACUGGAUGCUGAUCCCCAUAGCAGUGGUGCUCUUUGUGGUGAUGUCUGGACUCGCACCAAAUAGCGAAACACUUCUCCUGUACUUGUUAACUGCUCUCCUCACCCUAGCACACAUCCACUACGGAGUGAUAGUGGUGAGCCAGCUGAGCAGGCACUUCAAUAUACGGCCUUUCUCACUAAAGAAGCCCACAGCAGAUUGACUAGGAGUGGAAGAAGAGAAAAUCAGCUUGCAGUCUGCAGAAGUACUGUAAAUAACUGCUGCAAAUACCUGUAAAUACUUCAACCAUCACCACAGAUCUAAACCUAUCCUCUGGACAGACAUCAGGGCAAAGUACUCACGGUUUCCAGUGCAGCCAGGGCAGGAUUGGUACAGGAUGACCCCCGCUGCUGUGUGAACACAAGCCUACAGUUAUUCAGUGAAACUGGACAAGGAGGGUAGCCUUUCAAGUCUCUAUUACUGUAUGUUAGACCAGCUGAAUGUUCCCAUGAAACCUCAGAUUCUAGCUUUUGCUCAGAUAAAGCUGGUUGGGGACGCAGAUGACUUUACCUGAGCAAAGCACCUUAACCUGUCACCAAAAACAGCAUAGCAACUGAUUUCUACAAGGUCAGGGGAACACCCUGGUGGUAGGGGGACUCCUCUCUCUCCCUAAUCCUAUGAGAUAAAUGUCGUCCUGAGCCGGUACUUAAGGAACAUCUGGUGACAGUUCUGUCCUGCCUUCCUGCACUUGCCUUUUAAGGCAAAUACUUGCAACUUCUUAAGAACAAUUUCUAGUAGUUCCACUUGAGGAGUUUAGGAAUCAAGAUUCAGUUUCAUUUAAAAGUGGGAAGGCAGCUUCCCUCUCCCCUGACCCAGCUGUGGGUACCAAGGACCAUGUCUUAACACUGUUCUUGUCUGUCCGUGUGUGUUCCCUGACUGGCAUUGGGAUGUGGGCUUAAACUGGCAGUGGUUAGGGCAAAAAAGGUGGCAUAAAACAGCCUCUGUAACACAGAGCCAAACUCUUCCUUCAUACUAGUAUGAACUUGCCGCUCAAGGUCAACUCCAUUGGAUCAUUACAUGCUGCCUGGACCUCUUGUUUUGUAGCCAGGCCCACUCUGCACAUAACCCUUCCCACUAGACCAUCAGCAGCAAAUCCACAGCUUAGAAAAGCACCUUAAUAAAUGUUGCGUGAUUGUGUGUGUGUUCACUUCCAGAAAGCUUACAGGUGUGUGUGGCGGGGUCCUUUUCAAAUACCAUUUUUUUUUCAAUACCGUUUUCCCCUGCGGCUGCAUGUCUCAUCCAGGGAUAUAUUUGUUUACUGUCCAUUUGUAAAAGGCAUAUUUUCAUUGAUUUAUUUUUUAAUUUGUGUUUUUUUUCCACUUGAGUUGAGUGGGGUGGUGAAGACUGAAUGCUGAUUUUCUUUUUUUGAUCACUUUAUUUAAUGAAGAUUUGUGCUUGAAUGAAGAGUGUAGCUUAAACCCAGGCUCUGGAAAGGCUGCAUCCGGAAGUGAACAAGCACAACAGAUUGUUCAUAUGUAAUUUACCAUGGGAACAAAGUUGUUUAUACACCGAUUAUUGUGCAACGUGGUUUGUAGAAGCUUGGUCACAGAAUUUUCCUUCUGCAGGAGAACAAUCUUCCUGCUGUAGGAAACCUUCAAACUGUAACUACUAUUUAAUGCUUUUUCUUUUGUAAAUUCGAAUCAUUGUCAUGCAGACUACAAGACUUGAAAUCUUGAAUUUGGUUCACAGCAUUCACUGUAUGUGGAGCACAACUGCUCUGUGUGUUGUGACAUGUGAAAUCAUGGUUGGUUGGUCAUGGUACGCCCCGCGAAGAGAGAACUGGAGUGUUCAUCUGUGCUAACGUCGCGGGGAGGGCUUGGCGUGGGAACGUGAGACUAAAUGUCUUUAUGUUCAUUUGUCUGUACGGCUAUGUGUCUGGAAAAGGGUGUCUAAUCUGGGAGAGGGAGUAAAUGGUUUUCAGAGUUUAUUUAAUAAAGUAGCUUAUUCUAUAUAUUUUA